This is a messenger RNA of Notodromas monacha, 3350 nucleotides long. NCBI's taxonomy places the organism in Eukaryota, Metazoa, Arthropoda, Ostracoda, Podocopida, Cyprididae. The record is from the annotation of a GenBank genome assembly.
UUUUUUAUUGAUGACAGAAGGCUAUGCAUCUUUUUUGCAGAAGAAGAGACUUGAGAUGCCCCCGGCCGUUUUGAACGCGGUUGUUGCCGGGGACCCCGUGGACGAUUUAGUGUGUGGAUUUUGCGAAGAGCUUUUUAAAAACGCUGUGAGUGUUCCGUGUUGCGGCAGGCCGUUUUGUAGGGAUUGCGUGUCCAAGAUUUUCGACGCGGAUUCCAAAAGUGAAGGCAAAUGUCUGGCCUGUGGAGCUUCUUCCACUGACCCGUCUGUCGUCAUACCCAACAGAUUCUUCAGGAAGAAGGUUGAAGUAUUCUUGCAGAAGAAUCCCAACUACUCGGCGAAGAAGACCGUUUCUGAAAAGGUGCCUGAAGAAUCUCCGCGACCGGAUUCGAGACAAGAGAGGAGUUCGCGAUCGAAAUCCCCGGGAGAUGUCGUUGCUCACAAUGUCGGACACGCGGCGUCCUGUUCUCCUAUUUCUUCCAAGUCUGGAAGUCCGGACAGAGAAUCUCCUGAACGGGAACGCGAACGUGAACGGAAGCCAUUGGAAGGUUCGGUUCCGCCACCAGAAAUAGUUCCAGUUGUUCCGCCGCCAAUGCUGGACAUGAGCCAGCCGCCGCCAGUCAUCUUGCCGCCUGUGAUGCACGGCCUGGUACCGCCGGGGAUGCUGCCGCAUGGCCCACCUCCGAUGCUCAUGCGGGAGUCCAUGUUGGGCCCGCCGAUCGUUCAGCCGUCUGUGGAAGUCGUAGACGAUCCUUUGGCAAAGUUCAACGAGUUUCUGAGAGAACAAGAGCAGAGGAAGCAGAGAGCGAGGCGACGGUCUCCGUCGCCCUAUUCCGACAGGAGACGACGAUACCGAUCGCGGAGCAGAUCGAGAUCGAGGUCACGAUCCCCGGGACGCCGUCGAAGACGUCGUGGCAGGGCUAGGAAAAGUUUCAGAGGACUGAACAGCGGCAGAGCUUUUGCCUCUUCACCAUCAGGCAGCGUUGGCCCCGGCGGUCCUUGCAGGGGCGUUGGGGACGGCGGCGGCGUUUACCCUUAUGGCGCCCCACAAGUGCCCUUGAUGGGACAGUACGAUUUCCAAAGACAGGUUCCUGGAGAACCUGAGCGACAAUUCCAGACUGGACGCCCCUACGAUUUCUUCCCCACCUACCCUGGCUUCCCGCCGCCGCAUCAAACCGCCCAACAGAUGCCACCGAUGGCUGGUGCUUUCCGGGGCCGAGGGGCUCAACCCAUGUUCCCCAGGGGAACUGGGUUUCGAGGUGCCCGGGGUUUUCCCGCCAGGGGCCGCGGAGGUCGAGAUUUCUUCGACGGCGGCUUCCCCCAACGACCGCCGUGGGAACAACAAGGCGGCGCACAAUAUGGUGAUGAGAGACGGUCGCCUGAAAGGGACCGUGACUUUGACAGCUACACGUCCCGAUCUCGAGGCGGCAUGGAAAGACGGGACAGCGAGCUCUUCGAGCGCCGGAGACCAGAAGAGCGGGAUCGGGCCAGGGAGCGUUUCGAUCGGGACAGAGACCGACGUGAGAGGGAGUCGGAUAGGGAUCGAGACAGGGACCGAGAACGCGAACGGGAACAUCCGGAUAGAGAUCGGGAAAGAGGUCGAGAGCGGGACAGGGAGAGAGACAGGGAUCGGGAGAGAGACCGGAGUCGGCGAGAUCGGGACAAGCGGGAGAAGGAUCGGGAUCGGCGUGAACCCUCUGAAAAGCGGAAAAGAUCCCGUUCGAGAAGCAGGAGCCGUUCGAGACCCCGACGUUCUACGAGCAAAUCCCGAUACACUUCCGAGAGGCGCCGAGGCGACUCUGCAGAAAGGCGGCACGGCGACUCGGCGAAACGAGAGCCCGGGGCGGAACUCGCGUCGCCCGAGCGGAAACGCGAAGAGGAAACCCCACGAGGUCGUUCUAAAUCCCGAUCGCCGCCUUCGAAGAGAGGCGAAGAGCAGCAGCAGCAGCCGCCGCCGCCGUUGGUUGAAUCGCGUACUGAAACUCCAGCGGCGCCGAAAGACGGUCGGAGAGCCAGAAGAGAACACAGUGGUGACCGAGAGAAGGAACAGCGGAAGUCGCGUCGGGAAAAGGCGGCGGAGAAGAAGGAGACGAGUGUUGAAAAGGAUGUUUCGGGGAAAGUUGCGUUGGAAGAAUCCAAGGAUCGGACGACUGCGCUGGUGAAGGACGCGUCGCCGUCGGUUGGAAGAGCCAAAGAAGAGGAGCCGAAAGAAAAGAUGGUCCAAGAAGUCAAGAAAGAUGCUGGGGUUCGCGAAAGAAUCGAGGCGCCCAAAAGACAGGAAUUGUCUUCGCUCGUGAUGAAAGCGGAAAUUGACCCGACGGGAACACGGAAACCCACGCGUCGAGUGAUGGUCCUGCAAAAGCAAGACUCCUCGACGAAAUUGGAACAAAAACAACUGCCCGUCGACAAUAAGGUCAGAGAGAAAUCGCCGAAAUCUCCGGCCGUCGUUUUGAACAAGAUCGCCGGAAACGGCGACGACGACGAAGCAGAAGACGGCGGCGCUGCCGCGGCCGCCUCAAUCCGUCGUCGCAACAAACGGGACUCCGCAUCGUCGUCUUCGUCGCCGGAACGCAAACGAGACAAAGACAAGAAGAAGAAGAAAAAGAAGGAGAAGGAAAGAGGCAAGAAAAAGCGUCCGAAGGUGAAGUCUAAGGAAGACUCGGGGACCGAGGAAAUCAAGAGGGCGUCUGUCGAAGAGGCGGAAUUCAAGCCGGACUACGAGGACGACCCCAGCGACGCCUCUGACGACGACGACGGCGGCCACAGUGACGACUCUAGAACCGUGUCGAAGCGUCGGAAAAAGGCGAAACGCGGCAAGUCGAAGAAGAAGACUCAUCGUCGUCACGCCAAGAAGCACAAGACUCGGGACGGAACGUCGAGGAAGAAAAAGAAGCGGAAGAAGAUGGUGUCGAGUGAUGAGUCGUCUUCGGGGCCGCCGACGUCGGAUUCUUCCGGAUCCGACGACUCGUCCAAUGAUGACGGAAGUGAGGAUGAGAAGCCGGAAGACGGAUCGAGUAUCGCGGAAAAGCGGAAACGGUCUCCGUCGUCUUCUGAUGAAAUCCCCAAGAAGAAGAAGAAGAAAAAGAAGAACAAGUGAAGCCUGUGGAAAAGAUGGAAAAAUAACUGGGCGCAGUAUUUUGCUCUUCAUGGGACGUGUUUCUUCCCUUUUUUUUAAUGGAAAUAGUCCUUGAUGCGAUGAACACUUGCCGAGAUCACUUGUUUAAAAAAAAGAGUUAGUUUCCUCUUUUUUUUCUGUUAUAUUUUUAAAUCGAAUUAAAUUUUGCAGGUGAAAUACUGUCCCAUGAAAAGUGAAAUACUCAAAGCCCUUGGAAUUCUCGCAAGUGAUUUCAACG